Messenger RNA from Cyprinus carpio (common carp), 1556 nucleotides. RefSeq names its product septin 5b (gene sept5b). Gene Ontology annotation, molecular function: GTP binding; molecular adaptor activity; GTPase activity. Gene Ontology annotation, biological process: regulation of exocytosis; cytoskeleton-dependent cytokinesis. The transcript has 12 exons. The record is from RefSeq and is a predicted model, not a curated record. Lineage: Eukaryota; Metazoa; Chordata; Actinopteri; Cypriniformes; Cyprinidae. Gene Ontology annotation, cellular component: microtubule cytoskeleton; cell division site; synaptic vesicle. The coding region runs from base 31 to 1161 and encodes 376 amino acids.
GUGCGAUUUGGCGUUCAGAAAGCGGCCGGGAUGACAAGCAGCGCCAGGUACAAGAGCAGGGCGGUGAAAUCAGCAGAAGAUGCAGAGGAAAAAGAGUAUGUUGGCUUCGCCACCCUCCCGAAUCAGGUUCACAGGAAGUCGGUCAAAAAAGGCUUCGAUUUCACACUCAUGGUGGCAGGGGAGUCUGGUCUUGGAAAGUCCACCCUGAUCAACAGCUUGUUCCUCACAGAUCUGUACAAGGACAGAAAACUACUCAACGCUGAAGAAUGUAUUUUGUGUUUAGAGCGCAUCAGUCAGACCGUGGAGAUCAUCAAACACACGGUUGACAUCGAGGAGAAGGGCGUUAAGCUAAAGCUAACUAUUAUAGACACACCAGGUUUUGGAGAUGCUGUCAAUAACACAGAGAGCUGGAAGGCCAUUACUGACUAUAUUGACCAGCAGUUUGAACAGUAUUUUCGGGAUGAAAGUGGCUUGAACAGGAAGAACAUCCAGGAUAACCGUGUCCACUGCUGCUUGUACUUCAUCCCUCCGUUUGGACAUGGGCUGCGGCCCGUGGACGUGGAGUUUAUGAAAGCGCUGCAGGACAAGGUGAACGUGGUUCCACUCAUUUCCAAGGCUGACUGUCUGACGCCAGCGGAGAUGAGGAAGAUGAAGGACAGGGUGAGGGAGGAGAUUGAGAAGUUCGGAAUCAAAGUGUACCAGUUCCCAGACUGUGAUUCCGAUGAGGACGAGGAGUUCAAGCAACAGGACCGAGAGCUAAAGGAGAGCACUCCAUUUGCUGUGAUUGGGAGCAACACGAUAGUUGAGGUCAAAGGUCAGCGGGUGAGAGGCAGACUUUACCCAUGGGGUAUUGUGGAAGUGGAGAAUCAGUCCCAUUGUGAUUUUGUCAAGCUGAGGAACAUGUUGAUUCGCUCACACAUGCACGACCUGAAAGACAUCACGUGUGACGUGCACUAUGAAAACUACAGGGCACAGUGCAUACAGCAGAUGACAAGCAAACUGACCCAGGAUAAUCGCGUGGAGAGCCCCAUCCCAAUACUACCACUGUCCACCCCGGACGCAGAGACAGAAAAGUUGAUAAAGAUGAAGGAUGAAGAGUUGCGGAGGAUGCAGGAGAUGCUUCAAAAAAUGCAGCAGCAGAUGCACGAACAGGACCUGUGAACACUGCCCUGAGCAAAAACUGCUGAUUUCAACUUGUCUGCACUUUUACACAAGCAGACACAUAACACUUUAACAUCAUCACACUGAAGGAUUUUCAGUAGAUAAGCAAACAGAUGUAUUUGUAUGUCAAACACAACACACAGAUAUGAAUGCAUGUGUCAAGCACUACGGUUAAAAGGGUCACUUCUAGGGCUUUGCAAAAAAUCGAAUGCGAUUUUCAUGCGCAUCUCCUCAGUAAAGGCGCUCCUUUGAUUAGUAAUAUAUCUCCAGAUCAGGAUCAGGAUCAGUUCGGAUCAGUUCAGAUCAGGAUUGCCAGAUUUUCAAAACAAAACCUCCCCAAUUGCUUCUCAAAACUAGUCCAAUUGCGUUUCGAUCCGGGCGAUAAAAAUACACGU